Molecule: messenger RNA, 6765 nt
Organism: Hypanus sabinus (Atlantic stingray)
Lineage: Eukaryota; Metazoa; Chordata; Chondrichthyes; Myliobatiformes; Dasyatidae
Gene: mrc2
Product: mannose receptor, C type 2
Exons: 30
Coding region: 114-4508 (1464 amino acids)
Molecular function (GO): signaling receptor activity
Source: RefSeq, a predicted model, not a curated record
AGAGCGGCGCACUGCUGCUGCUGCUGACGCACACUGAUCCUCUCAUCUCCUCUCCGCCACUCCACAGUCAGUCGGAGCUUGCAUCGGACCCGCGCCUGAGCUCCCCACCAGCCAUGGGCACCCGGCCCCACCGCCAACCUCCUCUCGCCAGCCUCGCCGCUCUCUGCCUACUCUUGGUCGCUGGGUCGCGCCCGGCGACUUCAGAUACCAGUGUGUUUUUGAUGUACAGUGAGAGAGCAAGAAGUUGCCUGGAGAACCGAGGAUCCAGUGUAGGGCUGACCCUGGCCUGCAACGAGAGCUCCAGAAGCCAGCAGUGGAAGUGGGUGUCCAGGCUGCGCCUCUUCAACUUGGAAUCCGGGCGGUGUCUGAGCAUUCAGAGGAAGAACGGAACUGCGCCUAUCCUGGGGAUGACGGAGUGUGACCUGGAGUCUGCCCAGAUGCGAUGGCAUUGUGACAGUCUAGGCAAUCAGCUCAACAGCAUCCUGAAUCUGCAGCCUGAAGCCGCUGCCACAGGCUCUGAUGCCCUGUGGAGGGUAUACAAUACUGAUGAGGACCUGUGCUCUCGACCAUAUCAUGAGAUCUACACCAUCCAGGGGAACUCCCACGGGAAGCCCUGCACCAUCCCAUUUAUAUACGACAGCCAUUGGUUCCAUGACUGCACCGUCAUUGGGCGGGAAGAUGGCCACUUUUGGUGUGCAACGACGGUGGACUACGGGAAGGAUGAAAGAUGGGGAUUCUGUCCCAUCGCAAGUGAUGACUGUGAGACCUUCUGGGACAAGGACCCACUGACCAACAGCUGUUACCAGUUCAACUUCCAGUCAACACUGUCAUGGAGCGAGGCUCGCACCAGCUGCCAGCAACAGAAUUCCGAUCUCCUCAGUAUCACCGAACUCCAUGAGCAGACCUACAUCAAUGGCCUGCUGACUGGCUACAGUGCGACUCUUUGGAUUGGCCUGAAUGAUCUGGACAUUAAUGGUGGCUGGCAGUGGUCAGAUGGGUCCCCACUGAAGUACCUCAACUGGGAGAGAGAUCAGCCAGUGAACUCAUUAGAGGAAAAUUGUGGGGUUAUCCGGACUGAAUCUUCAGGAAGGUGGCAAAACAAAGACUGCGGCAUCGCUAGGCCAUACGUCUGCAAGAAGAAGCCAAAAUUCAAUGACCGUGUAACAAUAGAUUCCUGUGCCAAUCAGACAACCAAGUGUGAACCCGGCUGGUUGAAAUUCCAAUGCAAUUGUUACCGGCUGAAUCGAGAAAACAAGAGCUGGCAGGAAUCCCAGAAGAGCUGCAUGCGGUCUGAGGGCAGCCUGGUCAGCAUCCACCACCUGGCUGAGCUGGAAUUCAUCCUCACCCAAGUCAAGCAAGAUGUUGAGAAGUUGUGGAUUGGUCUCAACGACAUCAAACACCAGAUGAACUUCGAAUGGUCAGAUGGAAGUCCUGUUCAGUUUACCUACUGGCAUCCCUUUGAGCCGAACAACACUGCAGACAGCCAAGAGGACUGCGUCAUUCUCUGGGGCUCGGAAGGUUGCUGGAAAGACGGUCCCUGCAACAGCAUGUUGCCAGCCAUCUGCAAGAAACCUGGCUAUUUUUCCACAGAGGAAGAGAUGGAGGACAGCCUCGGCUGUUCAAAGAACUGGAGAUUACAUGGCUCUUCAUGCUAUUUUGUGGGUGAGGAAUUGGUGACCUUUGACGAAGCCUUGAAGAAAUGCACAGAUCAAGGGUCAACUCUGGUGACCAUCCUCAACAGAUUUGAACAGUCAUUUAUCAUCAGCCUGAUUCUUGGUCGCUCUGGUAACUUCUGGACGAGUCUACAGGAUGCCAACCACCCAGGGGCCUUUCAGUGGAUAGGAGGCGAUGCUGUCUCCUUUACCAACUGGAAUCGAAACCAACCAGGUUACAAAGGUGGCUGCGUGGUGCUGGCCACAGGGAACUCUGUUGGAUUGUGGGAGGUGAAGGACUGCCACAACUUCCAGGCCAAGUUUAUCUGCAGGCAGAAUCUGGCAACCUCUUUUGACCCAGGGGCCGGUUCAGUGACAGUGACUCCGACACCCAGUGUUACUGGAAGCUGCCCGUCAGGAUGGGUAUCGUCCCCAACACUCCGAUAUUGCUAUAAGGUGUUUCACUUCAACACCAUCUAUGGUAAGAAGAACUGGGUGCAAGCACACAUGUUCUGCCGUGAGCAAGGAGCUCAAUUGCUCAGCAUCAGCAGCUUUGAAGAAGAGAAGUUUGCUGAAAAAAUUGUCCAUGACAUAUUUGGGGAAUCGGAGGACCAUGAGUAUCAUUGGUUCUGGCUUGGGCUGAAUAGGCGGAACCCUGGGACUGACCGCAGCUGGACAUGGAGUGAUGGGACAGGAUAUUCCUACAAUAACUUUGGGCGGGAUACCUACGACGACGACAACAUCCGUCGCUGUGCGGUCACAGAUAUCGCUGCCUCACUGUGGCGUUCUGUGCGAUGUGAGAUUCAGCUGGACUGGAUUUGCAAGAUACGCAAAGGAGCAAUUGUGAAAGAACCAGAAGACACUGAAGAUUCUUCAAGCAACAAGUGGGUGCGUUUCAAGGAUGCUGAGUACAAGUUCUUUGAACAUCGCUCCACCUGGCCACAGGCCCGUCGGAUCUGCACCUGGUUCCGAGCGGAACUGGCAUCCAUUCACAGCCAACAGGAGCUGACCUUCCUGGAACAGAGUCUUCAGGAGCUCUCUCGAGUUCAGGACCAGCUUUGGUGGAUUGGCCUCCACACCUACGAGAACGAUGGACGAUUCAGGUGGUCUGAUGGCUCACUGCUGAACUUCGUAUCCUGGGCCUCUGGGAGGCCAAGACCAAUUUCGAGAGAUAGAAAAUGUGUUUACAUGUCGCCCGUUAAAGGAGUGUGGGGUGACCAGAGGUGUCUGAAUGAUCUGCAGUACAUAUGUAAACGGACAAACACCUCAGUAAUAAAGCCUCCUGUCCUGCCACUACCCUCUGUGCAAUAUGGGGGUUGCCCAAAGGGAUGGAUUCCAUUUGUAAAUAAGUGCUACCAGAUAAAUGGAUAUACUAAAAUGGGUCGUCUUAACUGGAUUGAAGCGAAGGCUGCUUGUGAGAGAGCAGGAGGGCUACUGGCAAUGAUCUCCAAUUACCACGAGCAAGCCUUUAUAACAGCCUUGCUUCCGAACAUCACCUUCGACCUCUGGAUUGGGUUGCAUGACAUGAGCAAGGACUUCCAGUGGCUACAGAAGAAACCAUUGAAGUAUAUCAACUGGGCUCCUGGUGAGCCUUCAGGCCAGCACAUCUCCUCCACAUCCAGUGAUCUGGAAAACUGCGUGGUGAUCUGGCAUGCCUUACACCCCCAGUUCACUGGACGUUGGGAUGACAGGAGCUGCACCAAUGAUAAAAAUGGCUACAUUUGUCAGAGAAGCAAAGACACAUCUCUACCAUCCGUACCUGCCAAGUUCCCACCUACCCUCACGUCGAAGUUGACCUACAUGAACAGCACCUACCGGGUAAUUCAGAAGCCCCUCACAUGGCAGGAAGCUGCUUGGCUCUGCGAGACUCGAAACGAGACCCUGGUCACCGUGAUGGACCCCUACCACCAGGCUUACCUCACACAGGUCAUCAACAGUGUCCAGUUCCCCGUCUGGAUUGGACUCUCCAAUGAAGAGGGAGGCAGGACCUACUCGUGGCUCGGCGGGGAGGAGCUGUUUUACUCCAACUGGCAGGAUGGCGAGCCCCAUCAGGUCGCAGGCUGUGCUCGGAUGGACGUGGACGGCACGUGGCAGACGUCCAACUGCGACGUCAAGCUGAAUGGAGCCAUCUGCCUCGCAGCGGGAGAUUCAUUGUCCGCCAAGUCAAAUUUCUCUGGAAGUUGCCCAACUAGCCUGGAGGAUUCCUCUUGGAUCCCCUUCCGCAAUCACUGUUACACCUUCCACUUGGAGAAGAAAGCGAGCCGCAAAGAUGCGGCCAAGUUCUGUCAGAAAGUGCGAGGGGCAGAGAUGCUGUCCAUUCUUGAUGAGACAGAGAACGUCUUUGUGUGGGAACAUCUACAGACGUAUGAAAAUGAUACCAAAGGUGCCUGGCUCAGCCUCACGUACAACACAAAGGGUGGCACACUUGUCUGGUCCAAUAAGACACCAUUGAACUAUUCAAACUGGGCUCCAGAAACUGAGAACAUGAGCUUAAUGAGCCCAAACGCAUGUUACUGGAUCAAGAGCAACACCGGCAUCUGGGCAAUUGGUCCCUGCACCAGCAUCGCGCUAGGCAUCGUCUGCAAAAUGCCAAGAGCCGAAGAAAGCAGUCUUGCUGUUUCCUCCAACCUGCAAGGCCGCACCCUGGAUAUCAUCCUGUACGUGCUAGGUGCGUUGGUGCUCCUGACAGUGGUGGUGGUGGUCCUGCUGCUGCUGUAUCGCCGGCGGGCAGCCUUGGGCUCACGGCGCAGAGCCUUUGAGAGUGCGCGAUACAGCCGAACAUCCUCUGCGCCCAGCGAGUCGGUGGAGAAAAACAUCCUGGUGUCCGACAUGGAGAUGAACGAACAGCAGGAAUAACGCUGGGCCUUUUCUUCAUCCUCGAGCAGUAUGGAAAGCAUAGACUGGUGAUCGGAACACAAAGAGCUGAGUCCCACCACCGUAAUGUUCGGGAUGCAGUUGGCACUGCUUAGUGGGGACAUGCCUUUAUAGGAAACUUGUUCAUUCCCUAUGUGUAUAUGUAUAUAUAAUAUACUGUAUGUAUGUAUGUAUUAUAUAUAGAUAUACAGAAUAUAUUUACAUCACACUGGUAGAUUUUGCCUCACUGCGAUGAUCUGACAAUGGAGGCAAUUUGUAUCCAUGAGGGCACCCCAAUAAACAAGCUUCAACUGUCUUAUUGACUAUGGUGCAGGAGUGUUUUUAUGUAAAAGUGCGUAAAACUAAGUGUAAAAUUGUCAUGCACUACGUGUGAUGAGCCUUCCGUCGGUUUCAGCUUGGUAAAGAUGUUGGCCACAGUGUAACCCCAGUCAUUUUGCAGAUGAAAAUGGAAGAAUAUGUUUACACUGAGUGAGAGAGACCUGAACUGUUCACCCUUGACCUUGAAAUAUUUCCCAAGAACUGCAAUUGAUCUCCUUGUGACUCCAACCCUCUAGAAGCUGUGGAAAGCUUAGAGCAGCACAGAAAAUAGACAGAGGUGACACUAGUACAAGGGUUCCCAACCUUUUUUAUGCCAUGGACCCAGGUUGGGAACUCCUGCACUAGAAGAAUCUUAACAGAUUGGGGGGUGUACUCGAUUGAUACAGGAUGAUUUUUAACUCCUCUGACCUGUCACUUGUUAAACACUUGACUCAUAUUUAAGGUUGUUUGUGUUUGGCAGAAUGGAGCAAAGGAAACAUUUCUUCUGGUGGGGAAAUUGGAAUCAGGGUGGGGGGGUGGAGGGAAUAAGUGGUGAUGUCAGGAAUGGCAGCAUCAAAAUGCUGGAACUCUGCCUGUAGAUACCAGAGGUUAGAGGUCAAUUGAUUAUGUCAAAAUUGGUAUUAAAGACCUUUGAUAGGAAGGUACACCAAGAGUUGCAAGUGUAAAAGGAAAAUGGAGUUACGAUUCAAACUAAGCAUAACCUGGUAGAAGGGCAGCACAGAGUUGAGGGCUGAAUGGCCUUCUGUUUUUGUCUCAAUUUGCAUUCAGCCAGGAGUUGAAAAACCUGUCUUUAAAAGUUGUUUGAACAUUUUCAUUGUGAAGGCAGAAGAGACAGAAAUGAACCAGAUCAGAUGUGGAGCAUGUUCAAGUUGGCAGAUGUGGGAACAUCUUUUCCAGAUGUCCAAUGUCUCCUGUUUGAAAGACAGGUAAUGGAAAUAUGGGAUCUGUGAAAGAAGUGUCCACUUCUAAUGGGCCAGUAGGAAGUUUUCUGGUUCCUGAGGGUUGCUACCCUCAUUAGAUUUUUAUUGUAUCAGUCUGGGGAAGUGACUGGUCAACAGAUCACAGAGAAGAUUUCAAAGAAAUGUGGUUGGUAGGUUAAUUGGCCAUUGUAAAUUUCUCUCUAUGUGAAUGGAAGAACCUGGGACAAGUUGUGGGAAAGGGCAGAGAAUAAAAUGGGCUUAGUGCUGGGUGGGUUUAAAUGGCUGGUGGAUGGCUAAAAGAUCCGUUUCUGUGACCCUGAGUCCUAAUAUUGGUGGAAAGUAGGUGAAGUGUUCCUAGAGAAGAAUAGAGGGCUCAGGGAAGCUUACAGAUACCAGUGAGGAACGAUGUUGGUGAAGGAUGGGAUAUUGAGGCAAUGAGGGGGAAGAGGGGAGCAGAGCUGAUAGUUUGGGAGGACUGGAGCCACAAGGUAAUGUUGCAACUCUAUAAAACUCUGGUUAGACACACUUGGAGUAUUGUGUUCAGAUCUGGUCACCUCAGUAUAGGAAGGAUGUGGAAGCUUUAGAGAAGGUGUGGAGGAGAUUUACCAGGAUGUUGCCUGGAUUGGAGAGUAUGUCUUAAGAGGAAAGGUUGAACAAGCUCGAGCUUUCCUCUUUAGAGCAAAGGAGGAUGAGAGGUGAUUUGGUAGAGGUGUACAAGAUGGUAAGAGGCAUGGAUUAAGUGGACAGUCAUCACCUUUUUCCCGGGGUGGAAAUGGCUAAUACGAGGGGGCAUUAUUUUAAAGUGAUUGAAGGAAAGUAUAUGGGGGAUGUCAGAGGUAAGUAAGCCGGCUGGUGGCGUAGUGGCAUCAUUGCUAGACUUUAGAGCGAAGGCUCCUGAGUUCGAAUCCGUCCGUGCUGGGUUGAGCAUUGAGCUAGCAACUCAGCCUCAUAAAAACAAGAAAGCCUGCUAAAAAAAAAAACCAUCACGACGGCGUCCCGAU